Sphaeroforma arctica JP610 is the source of this 514-nucleotide messenger RNA. RefSeq lists its product as hypothetical. The transcript has 2 exons. The record is from RefSeq and is a predicted model, not a curated record. The coding region runs from base 87 to 275 and encodes 62 amino acids. NCBI's taxonomy places the organism in Eukaryota, Ichthyosporea, Ichthyophonida.
GUUCAUAAUCGUGAUAUAUAUAUCAACGCAAAACCACCACAACCAUCAUUGUCCUGCCUCCUGAGUUUGCGUAUCCUAAUUUGAAGAUGGUCCUUAAUAUUUCCAAAGGCUGGGCUUCGUGGCGAAAAGAGCAACGCGUGAAAGCGGUCUGCAAUAGUGAGGACAAGCUCUACAAUAAAAAGAGAACCGAACUUAAAACUCGCGAAGAAGUCGUUAGAAGACAGCGGAAGCGCAUGGCAGAGGAUCGCCGUCGUGAGCGCGAAGAACAGAGGUAGAAAAUCGACAGUUUCAGCUCAAUCGUUGUGACUAGACUCGGCACAAGAGCCCAAUAUCGCUCGUAAUUAGAUACAGAGGGUAGACACAACCAGAGCCAGAGGGCGCUCAAGCAGACUGGAUUUAUAUGUGUUUGUAACAUAAGUACAGUUUGGCUCAUGCUUUGAUUUUCAGGCAGCUGCAUUUGCGACCAUUCAAUAAAUAAAACGAAGGACUGUCAAAUACUACAUUUGGUACUGAU